AUGUCCAAGCAAGACAGCCUUCUCACUAGAAAGGCUUUGGCAUCAUCGGUGUCAGGGACUACGCUUUUGGUCAUGAUCCAGUUGGUUUCGCGGCUGUUCACCUUUGUUGCCAAUCAACUGGUCCUGAGGAACCUAUCACCAGCGACUCUGGGAGCAGCAACUCAACUCGAGUUGUUCAUGGUUACGAUCUUAUACUUCUCUCGUGAGGCCAUCAGAUUAGCCAUUCUGAGACAGCCUCUUGAUUCGCCAUCAUCCCCCGAUAUCAGCAAACAAGAGAAGCCGCGCAUAGCUUGCGACAAGGAAAUGGAAGCUCAAUCCAUGGCGACUCAAUCAAUAGUGAACAUGUCCUACCUCAGCCUUGCAGUUGGAAUUGCGCUUUCUAUCUUGCUCGGUACUUUCUACAUACAGUUUGCUGCUGAGCAGGUUGCUCAAACAUCUUUCUAUCGCUGCAGUGUGGCAAUCGUCUGUCUCGCGUCGACCUUGGAGCUAUGCACUGAACCUUUCUUUGCUGUAGUCCACAGAUAUAUGCUGUACAAGACUAGGGCAACCGUUGAAAUGGCCGCAGCAUUCGUAAGAAGUCUAACAACGUGUGGUCUACUUCUCUGGGCAUCUUGGAAUGGAAGCAAUGUCGGUAUACUUCCAUUUGCACUUGGUCAUCUCUUUUAUGCCUUGGUGCUUCUCUGCGGCUACUCUGCAGCUCUGUCAAACUCAGCGAGUAGAUGGCAUUUUUCGUUUCUGCCCAGCCGCAUAAGAUCAAGGUAUGUGGAGGUCAUUACUAUCAAAUAG
Aspergillus fumigatus Af293 is the source of this 786-nucleotide messenger RNA. Lineage: Eukaryota; Fungi; Ascomycota; Eurotiomycetes; Eurotiales; Aspergillaceae. The record is from RefSeq and is a predicted model, not a curated record.